CGCAGUGUUACCAUGAGCGUCAUCAUCCUACAGAAAUCUACCCGCCCAGACCUUAUCACACUCGCGAUCAACUUCAAUCCAGCCUGACCAGUACUCUCCAAACACAGGAUGCCAGGGGUAAAAAGAGGGUUGGUGGCACCGCAAAAUACUUUUUUGGAAAAUAUUGUCAGGCGUUCAAAUGAAACCAGUUUCCUGCUUGGAAAUGCCCAAAUUGUGGACUGGCCUAUAGUUUAUAGCAAUGACGGAUUCUGUAAACUUUCUGGAUAUCACCGGGCAGAUGUAAUGCAGAAAAGCAGCACCUGCAGUUUUAUGUAUGGUGAGCUGUCUGACAAGAAGACCAUCGCGAAAGUCAGACAGACCUUUGAUAACUAUGAGUCCAAUUGCUUUGAAGUCCUUCUUUACAAGAAGAACAGGACUCCGGUCUGGUUUUAUAUGCAUAUUGCCCCAAUAAGAAACGAAAAUGACAAGGUGGUCUUAUUUCUGUGCACUUUCAAAGACAUCACUGUAUUCAAACAGCCUAUUGAAGACGAGUCAACAAAAGGAUGGACAAAGUUCGCUCGUUUAACACGAGCUCUGACAAACAGCCGGAGCGUUAUCCAGCAGCUGACUCCAAUGAACAAGGCGGAUGUGAGCCACAAGCACUCGAGGCUGGCAGAGGUUCUUCAGCUGGGAUCAGACAUCCUUCCACAGUACAAGCAAGAAGCCCCAAAGACUCCUCCUCAUAUUAUUUUACACUACUGUGCGUUCAAGACCACGUGGGACUGGGUCAUACUGAUCCUGACUUUCUACACCGCUAUCAUGGUCCCUUACAAUGUGUCCUUCAAGACGAAACAGAACAAUAUUGCUUGGCUCGUGCUGGACAGCGUAGUGGAUGUUAUAUUCUUAGUGGACAUUGUGCUCAAUUUUCACACCACUUUUGUUGGCCCCGGAGGGGAAGUUAUAUCAGACCCCAAGCUGAUCAGAAUGAACUAUUUGAAAACCUGGUUUGUCAUAGACUUGCUGUCGUGCCUGCCAUAUGACAUCAUCAAUGCCUUCGAGAAUGUGGAUGAGGGUAUAAGCAGCCUCUUCAGUUCUUUAAAGGUGGUCCGGCUAUUAAGACUGGGCCGAGUUGCCAGGAAGCUUGACCAUUACCUGGAAUAUGGGGCAGCAGUGCUUGUUCUCCUUGUCUGCGUGUUUGGGCUGGUGGCUCACUGGCUAGCAUGCAUAUGGUACAGCAUCGGGGACUAUGAGGUCAUAGAUGAGGUGACCAACACCAUCAAGACUGACAGUUGGCUGUGCCAGUUGGCCGAGAGCAUUGGGUCCCCGUAUCGGUACAAUGCGAGUGGUUCAGGGCAGUGGGAAGGAGGACCGAGCAAAGACUCCUUGUACAUAUCCUCCCUUUACUUUACAAUGACAAGCCUUACCACAAUUGGAUUUGGAAACAUUGCACCAACCACUGAUGGGGAAAAGAUAUUCUCUGUGGCCAUGAUGAUGGUGGGCUCUCUCCUGUAUGCAACUAUUUUCGGAAAUGUCACCACCAUCUUCCAGCAGAUGUAUGCCAACACCAACCGCUACCACGAGAUGCUGAACAACGUGCGGGACUUCCUCAAGCUCUACCAGGUCCCCAAGGGCCUCAGUGAGCGUGUCAUGGAUUACAUUGUGUCCACAUGGUCCAUGUCAAAAGGCAUUGACACAGAAAAGGUUCUCUCCAUCUGCCCCAAAGACAUGAGGGCCGAUAUCUGUGUGCACUUGAACCGGGAAGUCUUCAAUGAGCACCCUGCCUUCCGGCUGGCCAGCGACGGCUGCCUUCGCUCCCUGGCCGUCGAGUUCCAGACCACCCACUGCGCCCCGGGCGACCUCAUCUAUCACUCUGGCGAGAGCCUUGAUUCGCUGUGCUUUGUGGUCUCGGGGUCACUGGAGGUCAUUCAAGACGACGAGGUUAUAGCUAUUCUCGGUAAGGGGGACGUAUUUGGGGAUGUGUUCUGGAAAGAAACGACUUUAGCUCACGCCUGUGCCAACGUGAGGGCGCUGACUUACUGCGACCUGCACAUUAUCAAGCGGGAUGCCUUGCUCAAAGUGCUGGAGUUCUACACUGCCUUCGCCAACUCCUUCUCACGCAACCUCAUUCUCACCUGCAGCUUGCGGAAGAGGAUAAUUUUCAGGAAAAUAAGUGAUGUAAAAAAGGAGGAAGAAGAACGUCAGAGGCAAAAGAACGAGGUGACCCUCAGUAUUCCAGUGGACCAUCCGGUCAGGAAGCUUUUCCAGAAGUUCAAGCAGCAGAAGGAGAUGCGGAACCAGGGCUCCUCGCACCACGACCCUGAGAAGAACCAGUUUCACAUGGAGAAUCACCCCUUGCAGAACGGGGCCUCCAGCACUGGGGCCAGCGUAGUGACUGUCUCCCAGAUCACCCCCCUUCAGAACUCCCUGGUAUACGUGAAGACCAGUGAGCCGAGCAAGCAGAACAACCGGGACAUAAUGGAGCUCAAGCCAAACUGCGUUAGCGACCAAAAGUGUCUGAAGGUCAACAGCCCCAUCAGAAUGAAAGCUGUCAAUAACAGGGGCUGGAUCCGGCUGAAAAACCAAGGGUCUCGAGAGGAGAAAAAAGAGGAGUGGAACAAUGUAACGAAAGCGGAAUCCAUGGAGUUGCUUUCAGAGGACUCAAAAAGCCAAGAGUCGGACGUUGGGGUGAAAAAGAACCCCCUGAGGAAAACAGACUCAUGUGACAGUGGGAUCACCAAGAGUGACCUCCGGAUAGAUAAAGCUGGGGAGGCGCGCAGUUCCUUUGAACACAGCCCCCUUCCGGUAGAAGUGAAGCACCCUUUCUACCCCAUCCCCGAGCAGGCCUUGCAGACCACUUUACAGGAAGUCAAACUAGAACUAAAAGAAGACAUUCAGUUGCUAAGCAACAGAAUGGCUAUGCUAGAGACACAAGUAGCCGAAAUCUUAAAACUGCUGUCUGAAAAGAAAGAGGUGCCACAAACUUCAACCCCGAAAGCCAAAAUAAAAUGCCAGGACAUUUUCACCGUCUCGAGGCCCGUAACUCCUGACUCCGAAAAGGACGAAGUACAGUUUUGAAUUUGCAGUUUAUUUAAUUUUUGUCUUGUAUUGAGAGAACUCUUUAAAAAAAAAGAAAUGUCCUGUAAAUAUUUUUUGCAUGUCCAGCUGGAUUCUGGCCUGCCAAAAAAAUUAUGCUUGUAAAUUAUGCAGUUGACUGCAUGCAGAUAAGGAGAAUUUAUAGUUUAACACUAUAUUUAGAGUCUAGAUAUAACAUGUUUAUUAAAGUCUGUGUGUAUUGAAUCCCAAAUACCUCGGGCUGAAUGAAAAUCCUUUCUAUCCUCAGAGUAGUGAAGAAAUGAAACUGCCCUGCAGGGUUAGGUAAAGAAUGGGACAGGUAUGUUGAAAUCAUUGUUCUUGUCUUGAGCGCUGUACAUAUGCACUCAGCUCAGUAUUUUGAAAAGAUUGGUAAUGCAUGUCACAUGUUGUGUCAUUUUAAUAUUGCAUUAAUGAUAUUUUGUAUUGGUAUUUUGCACUAAAGACUAAUAUGAUGUACUAUCCCAUGAACUCCCUCUUUUCUCCAGGAUUCUUCGACAGCUAAAUUAUUUUUUUGUUUCCUUGCAAGACUCCCAAAGGGUUUAGGCUCAUUUGGUCCUCCUGAGGAAAUAAAGAUAGAUCACAAUGAGGCUGCGCUGUUUGAUCAGUGGUUCUUGGUUCAAACAGGAUUAGGUUAAACCUGCUCUGCACUUUUAAGCCAACUUUUUUUUAACAAAAGCUUGCAACAGCAACCUCAAUGGGAAUAUUUAAGCAACCCAGAUGUAUCCCACAAUAUUGGCUUCGGUCUAGCUUUUUUACUAUACUUUUCUAGCUAUGCUAUUUUAGCUGGUUUAGUUAAGAUUUUUUUUUACCAAUCCAACCAAAGUAAUUAUGAUAAUACAUUAAUACACACAUAGAGUAUUUGUACACACGAAGCAUACUGGCAGUGUGUGCAUUGUACCUGGACAAAUAUUUUAGAAAAGGUGUCUGUUUUCAGCUUGGUGUGCUGAAAUCACUGGUUGCUUAUUGGGGUCAGGUAGAAGGGAGGCAGAAUAGGAAGAAAUUAUCUUUAUGAUGUAAUGAAAUAUGGUUCUAGAGAGAGUUAUUUUGUUCUACAAGGUGAAGCACAAAGUAUAUAUUUGUAUUAUAAAAGCGAAUGGCAAUGUAAUGUGCUUUUCAUUUGUCGGAAAAGCCUAAUCGAGCAUUCGAUACCUUCAGCAGAUCUGUGUAAAGUGUAGAACAUAACCUGCAGUUUAUUUUGAAAGUAUGUUUUGGAAAGUACUUUAAUUGAAUGAUGCACAAAGGGUACAUGACAAAUAGACAUUAAAUAUUAUAUUUGCACUAAAGGAAUAAUAACUGAAGUUUGUUACUUCAAAGAAUAAAACUAGAAUACGAAGC
This is a messenger RNA of Polyodon spathula (Mississippi paddlefish), 4407 nucleotides long. RefSeq names its product potassium voltage-gated channel subfamily H member 5-like. The transcript is spliced from 11 exons. Gene Ontology annotation, biological process: regulation of membrane potential; potassium ion transmembrane transport. The coding region runs from base 109 to 3054 and encodes 981 amino acids. Gene Ontology annotation, cellular component: membrane. Gene Ontology annotation, molecular function: voltage-gated potassium channel activity. The record is from RefSeq and is a predicted model, not a curated record. NCBI's taxonomy places the organism in Eukaryota, Metazoa, Chordata, Actinopteri, Acipenseriformes, Polyodontidae.